UCAAAACCGCAUCGAUAUGGAGGGAGGAGAGGACCAGCGAGCUCAGGGAGACACUGACUGCAACUCAGAAACCCCAAUCUCAGAACCAAAGCCGCUUGAUCCACCGUCCACAUUUCCCCGACCCGGGUCCGAUUCUUCUCAGGAUGGCCGCACUGAAUCGAGACCCACUCUCGACCAGACCGAGAUGUUCAGAGCCCUCGAAGUCUUGGAGAGAGACUCCGUUGCCAUCGCGGAGAGCUUCACUUCUCUAUUCGAUUCUCUUCGCUUAGCUCUGUCUGAGGUUACUAGUAGCUCGGUUGAUCAUAUGCAUUGCUUCAACGAUGCUGCAGGCCGCCUUCAAGAAUCUGUUCUUGAUGCAGCAACCAAGGGGAAUCGAUACAUAAAUUCAUCUCUAAGAUUAAAUGAGGAGAUGAAGGGCGUAGACAAUCUAGCUAUGCAGCUGAAAAUCCUGAGGAGAAAUGUAGAUGCUCUAGACUCAGGUGUGAACAGGCUCCUCCGUCUUCCAUGAAGUUGGAGCUGCUCGGCACAUUAUUUACAUCAAUUGCUUAGUCUUUUCCCUUACUUCCUCUGUACUUAUGUAGGAUUGUUUUUGCUUGGGAUCUGGGAAUUAUAGAAUUCAUUUGUGAUAUGCAGUGCAUGUUGAAAUCUUUCUCUCAACUUUUUUAAUUUUUGGAUGUAUUGAACAUGCUGCCCCAUUCAGUGCAAAUAAACCAGGAGAUUUGUUUA
Corylus avellana is the source of this 726-nucleotide messenger RNA. RefSeq lists its product as uncharacterized. NCBI's taxonomy places the organism in Eukaryota, Viridiplantae, Streptophyta, Magnoliopsida, Fagales, Betulaceae. The record is from RefSeq and is a predicted model, not a curated record.